This is a messenger RNA of Phyllostomus hastatus (greater spear-nosed bat), 6115 nucleotides long. It is a transcript of the gene C2CD2, whose product is annotated as C2 calcium dependent domain containing 2. Lineage: Eukaryota; Metazoa; Chordata; Mammalia; Chiroptera; Phyllostomidae. The record is from RefSeq and is a predicted model, not a curated record. Bases 398 to 2491 code for a protein of 697 amino acids. The transcript has 14 exons.
ACGAAGGGGGCGGCGCGCGCAGGAGGAAGCGCGCCGGGCUGCGGCCCCGGGAACUACACCGACGCCGAGUCGGGAACGCCGGUCUCCGCGUCACCAUUGCCAGGUGCGCGGGGUUGGGGCGCAGUCCCGGACUGUGGCCGCCGUGCGCGGGCCGGCUUUUCCGCCAGCUCGCCCCGCCUGGUCUCCCGGCUCCCGGCUCCCGGCUGCCGGCUCGGAGCCCCGCGCCCAGGGCCCCAGGCCCGCGCCGCCGGCAGCCCAGAUCCAGCCCGCUGCGCCCCUCCACGCCCCCCGCCGGCCUCUGGCUGAUGUCCUGAGCUCGCCACCGCGGGCUACGCGCCCCGCCAGGGGCUGCCCUGGGAAGUUGUGGGGCGAGGCGCGCCGGGUAUGCGCCAUCACCAUGUCCCGCCCGGACUCGUGGUUCGGUGAAGUCCAGUGGCUGGUCUUGGUGUCGCUUUUCGUUGUGGCCUUGGGCACGGUGGGCCUGUACUUGGCGCAGUGGGCGCUGGCCAGGGCGCGAUCGCGGUCCCCGCGGCGGGCGGCGGAGCCUGGCGAGGACCGGCGCCCGGAGUCGGACGUGCUGCUCUCCUGGAUUCUGACGCUGAACAGCUGGAGGAGCCAGUGGCAGGCCGCCUGGGUGGCCGCCCUGAAUCAGGAGGCCGGACGGAAGGGGGGCCCGCUGUCCCUGUCCUUCGAGGAGGACCCGCAGCAGCCGCCCCUGGAGCUGGCAGUGCAGCAAGUGUGGAGCGCGGCCAGGUCCGCCCAGGAGAAGGUGGUGUCUUGUCAUGUGGUGGGCAAGACCAUCCAGUUCCUGGUCAGCGCGGGGCCGGCCGAGCCCGAGGACGCGGGGCGCCAGCGGUACGGCGUGCAGCUCACGCCCCUGCAUCUGCAGCUGGAGCUGCACAUGAAGGAGAAGAGGGAGGACAUUCAGAUCCGCUGGUCGUUCGUCCGCGUGCCGGAGAUGGCCAUCUCGGUCCAGCCCAGAGCACCGGGGGAGGCCCAGGAGGCCGAGGUGAAUGUCAUCUGUGAAACUCUCAAGGACAUCCUGAAGUACCUGGUCAGUUCCGCCUGCCCGUCGGUGGUUCUGAGCACCAAACCUGUGGACACGAGGGAAGUUCAGAGUCUCCGGCGCACCCCGUCUGCCUCUCAGGAACCCUGCCCCCCCAAACCUCCAAGGGCUCACGAUCUCAAAUUACUGGUGAAGAACAUCCGAGCCUCGCUGCUAAACGAUCCUGGUGCUUCUUCAGGCAACCGCAACCUCCGCUGUGCCGCUCGGCUGAACCAGCCCGUUCAGAAGUUCUCCAGCGCCCUCCUGAAACACACUGCUGACCUCACUUGGGAAGGAGAGUUCACCUUCGAGUUGAACGCCAAGUCGAAGGAGCUGCACCUGCAGAUUUCCGAGGAUGGGCCGGCCUCAGAAGCCCCGCUGGCGACGGCCACCGUCCCGUUAGAUUUGUUCAAGAAGCAGCCUUCCGGGCCACAGAGCUUUACACUGACCAGCGGGCCCUCGGCGGGCAGUUCGGUGCUGGGCUCGGUCACCGCAGAGUUCUGUUACGUGGAGCCCGCUGAGGCAAAGUCCUGGCAGACCCCUCUGCCCGCGCCCGCUGCCAAGAUAGAAAAGGACCGCACGGUGAUGCCUUGUGGGACUGUGGUCACGACCGUCACCGCCGUGAAAACCAAGCCUCGCUUUGACUCGGGGAGGGCGUCCCCGCUGAGCUCCGAGUCGCCCCUGCGGACGCCCGUCAAGGUGCGGGUGAUCGAGAAGGACAUCUCCGUCCAAGCCGUCCCCUGCCACGGCGCUCCCGUCAGCAAGACGCUGUCGUCCUCAGACACAGAACUGCUGGUGUUGAACGGCUCCGACCCAGUGGCUGAGGUCGCCAUCCGGCAGCUGCGUGAGUCCUCGAAGCUGAAGCUGAACUCGCCGCGGAAGAAGAGCACCAUCAUCAUAUCAGGGAUCUCCAAGACCUCCCUGUCUCAGGACAGUGACGCUGCCCUCAUGCUGGACUAUGCGGCCUCCAUGGACGGCACCCACGAGGGGGACACCGCGUCCCAGUCAGAGAUGGCCUUGGCCACCGCCCCGCCCGAGGAGGAGGCCGAGGCCCCGGCCCCGCUGGCCCUGGAGUCCCCGGGUUGCGAGCUGUCCUCCUGGGACUCGGAGAAGGAGUCACAGGCUGAGGCCUGGGACGGCCAAGCCUCGCUGGACCCCGACGGGGACGGGCUGUCGGAGAGCUCCCUGAGUGCCUGGGAGCCAGGCGCGCCCAAAAAGCAUAAAGGAGGCAUUUUAAGGAAAAGCGCAAAGCUGUUCUUCCGCCGGCGGCAUCAGCAGAAGGACCCCAGCCUGAGCCAGUCCCACAACGACCUGGUGUUCCUGCAGCAGCCCGAGGGGCCCCGCAGGAAGGGGGUCACGCUCACCAGGAUCCUCAACAAGAAGCUGCUGUCCAAGCACCGGAGCAAGAUCACCAUGAACGGCGCCCCCGGGGACCCUGGGGUGUAGGCUGAGGGUGGGGGCGGCCUCCCUCGCAGCGAUGCUGGAGGCGGGGACCCACUAACGGCCCACCUGUACGGAGUAGGGAGUGCCUGUGAGCCGUCAGGCGCCCCUCUUUUCUAGCCGGGUUUUCCCCGACAGUGCCGUCUUUUAAAGGGGAAGGAAAAUCGGGGUCUCCAGCUGGGAGUUUCCCCACAGAGAGAAUGGACUAAACCUGUUUACCGCCAGACGUCACAGUGGACCGGAGGCCUCUGCCACGUGGGCUGUGCUCGAAUCUAAUAGGCGCUGACGUUCAAUAUUAGAAGGAGAGUUGCCUGCGAACCAGGGAGCACACCACACCAGGCGUGGAUGGGGCAGGUGUGGGGCCUCGGUCUCUCCCACUCUGUGCUCUGAUGGGUAUUGUUUUGGGUCUACACCUGGACUGGGCACCCCCAGGAGGAGACGACCCUCCGUGCUGUCACUGUGAGUGGGAUGCAUAGGUCACCUCUCCUGCGUGGCUGCCCCGGGUGCGCGGUGCGGCUGGCCCUGAGCGCAGAGGCGGGACCCAGGCAGACUUCUGUGAACGGGAACGCGCUGGGAAUGGAGACGCGACGACAAAACGCGGGAAGACAUUCGCCUUUGCUGUUAGCCAUAGAACUCGGAAAAGGAUGCGAAUACUAAACAUAUCCUAUGCAGAUGAUGCCGAACACUUUUUUAAGUUUGGUCGGAGCCUGUGUGCCGGUGGGAACUACACAUACAAAUUCUUCACAUGGUUUUUGCAUUUUCGCUGUGGCGUCCAAAGCUCCUGCGGCGCCCAUGGAGCAGUCAGCGGGAGGCCUUGUCCCCAUCGGGCUCUUGCGAGACAGGAACAUAGCAAGCCCCUCCAGGGCACUGAGGGGCGGUCAGUGACCGCCGAGAGGACGUGGCACCCACACGUGCGUACCUGGAUUUUUCUUAGCCCGAGGUUGGUUUGCCAAAUAUUGCCAGUAGCUGAAACAAAGUACUUUCAGGGCAAAAACUCUUUUAUGUCUCAGGAACGGAGGGUUAAUAAAAAGUGGCCCGAGCGGGCAUCGGAUUCCUUUCAGGAGCCUGUCUGAAUUCCACUUGGACGGACUUCAGGGAGUCUGGAUUCCCGGUGGAAAAUACAAUAAGCUUGACAUAUGACUUGCCUGUCCCAAGGCAUCUUUCCGAGCACUUUGCACCGGGCUGCGCACCGCUGAGGUUCAUCCUGAAGCGUCUCACCGGCCCCUCCUGCAGGUGCCGCUCUUUGGAGGUGCGCUUGUGGGGCGGCACCUGUCCUGCGCGUGAACGGUUCUGAUGGUGUAAUAAGAUCCAUUUUCCUCCAACGAGGUUUAGAAGGCCCUUGUGGAAACUUGACUUUGGUCAGGGAUGAGACAUGGGGGCCUCUCCUUCCUUCAGGCGCUUUUGUGAAUCCUUAAGCAUCUAUUUCAGGGGUAGUGGAGCCGUGGACGAGCAAACACUUUUAUAAAAACCAAAAUUAUAGACUUUGUUCCCCCCCUUUUUUUUUAAUUUGGAGGGAGAAAUUAGAUGACCUUAAGGAUUUUAUCUUAAGAGGCACAUUUAAAAAUCCUCAGUGUCCCAGGAAUUACCAAGCAAGGGUAAAAUGACUUUUUUGCUAUUCUUUGUUGUAUAGAUUUUAUUCCGAUUUUAAUCGUUGUAAAGUAGCACCUGGCAUUAUGAAAUACAUUGAUACCAAUUGAGUCCCCACAGGGCAGUGGUCACUACAGGUCUUUUUGGGACGAUGGCCCCUUUAAUGUUUUGUUCUGCUUGAAGGAUUUCUGUUCCUUCUCGCGGCGGGCAGACGUGUAACACGCAAGGAUUGAUUCCAAGAGGACAUUGUGUGUCCGCAAACAAGACACUGGUCAGAAGUUUUUAGUACAGUUUUUGUGUUUGUUUAAUCCUGAAAUUCAAAGGGACUCUAUUUAUUCCAGUGUGAUUUUAUCAGAAUUUUAAAUUGGGUUUUUCUCGUUCUCCCCUCUCCCCUGGGGAAAAAAAAAAAAAAAAACUUUUUAGCCAUGGACCCCAGGAGUACCCUGUUCCCUGCUGCUGUCUCCGUCAAGGGCUCUCUCUGCUUUCUCAGCUUCUCCGUGACUUGAAAUUUCCCCCGGACCCCGGGAAAGUGCCCCGUGGGCGUCACCCCGCCCUUGUCUGCGAAGCGAGUGUAUUAACACGGGCGUGGAGAAUGUUGUCAUGGAGGUCCACGAUUCUUUGUGUCUGUGGGGUAGACGUGAGACCCCUGCCCAUUUGCCCGUGACCCAGGAGCCCGUCCUCCAGAUACACACACUUUGUCUCCAUAAUGGCCUUCUCCGAAGUUACGGAGGAUGAAGAACAGAGCCGGGAACAGCAGGAGAAAAGGCCGUCAGGGGAGCGCCGCGAGACAAUGGGCUGCAUCGAUACUGUGAAUGUUUCUUUUCCAAGCUGUGUGUCCCGGUGUGCUUUUUAAUGGUGCAGGGUAUUUAUGUUAAAGCCGAUGUCACGACGGUGAAAUAUCAAUUGCGAUUAUACACCAGAUACAAAGCACGCUAAUUUGCAACCUACCGAUUCCCUGACCUUUUUGACACGCUUUAGUAGCUCCAGGGGCUUUCCCGUCUGCUUUUUUUGGUCUUGAUGGAAUUUUUUCAGGAUGGUAUUUUAGUAGUGAUUCCUCAUGCACACUAAUCUGACAUGUGUCUGGAGCCAGGAGUGUGGGAGGGUUUUAAUGGGCUGGCAGCGCUUCUGGGCACUUUGCAGAGGGUGUCCUGUGGUCUUCGGGGAGGCAGGGAGUGGAGCUUUAAGUAAUGUAACAUCAACAGAAGUAUCUAUCUCAUUGUUCUGUUCAAAACCAGCUACUUAGACAGAGUACUUUAUUUAAGCCACGUCUCAAGUUGAAGUUCAAAACUAGCCCUUGAUUCCUGGUGAUGGCUACCUGGCCAGUCACUGCCAACCAAUCACAAAUUAGAAGCCUGUCUAGAUCUUUGACUGGUUCUCCUAGCCACAUCCAUAGGAGAAAGUGGCAAAUGUUCUUCUUGAGCAGAAGGUUUGCUCUGCUGUCACCAAAUGUGGGUGCUUCCCGAGUAAAUAAUCUCACGGUCCUUGGAAACUCGGCGUUCAAGGCGGUGGGCGUCGGCGGUCAGACCACUUACCUCUCCCAGAUGGGAAGCGGGUCUCGCGUUGGCGCAGACCCUGAGGCAGCCCACCGCCCCCAACUGCCACGGCGCGAUCACCAAAGCAAGCGGCACGGGACCCACGCGCCGCCCAGUCCUGCGAAGCAAACUCAGGUCACCUCCGGUUCCUUUUCUUCAGCACUUGCGCUUUACACGUGAACAGGCAGAUGGGUUUAGCACUCCCGCUGAUCAGUGACGUACCACUUAUCAUUUAGGCUUGUACUUGUGUUUGCCCAGUGUCACACUAAAGCUACAUUUUUUGUUUGUUUGUUUUAAAGAAGAAACUGAAAGGUUUUCUAGGCAUGUGGAAAGGUUUGGCUUGCGAUCCAGUGUGUUGAUGAAUUUAUAUGACAAUGAUUGUAUUCCUUGUUGGCACUUUAAAACCCGAUGCCAGCCCCGCCCAGCCCUGUGCGGGGGGUGCGGCUGGGGACGAUGGGGCUGGAGCGUGAACAGUCUUUGAAGAAAUAAAUGUACACAUGGAACACUAAAA